Molecule: messenger RNA, 5120 nt
Organism: Paramormyrops kingsleyae
Lineage: Eukaryota; Metazoa; Chordata; Actinopteri; Osteoglossiformes; Mormyridae
Source: RefSeq, a predicted model, not a curated record
UGGAAAUAUUUUUUUUUUAUUUGACGCUUCGGAUUGUUCUUUUUAUUUUUAAAUGUACUUUCAUCCGACAUCAUAUCUCAUUAAAGUAACGUUAUAAAAUUCACUAAAACUUAAAACUUUUCCCAGGCAUGCUUGAUAAGCAGUUUAGGCUAGAUUAAUGUUAUCCUCUUUGCUGAGAUAUCUGGCUGUGUUUUCGAAGUAAGCAUACUGUGUAAUAAACAGAUGAUGUCCGAGUCAUACUGCAGAAAUGCAUAAAUGCUAAUAUCCAUACAUUGUUGGGGGGGCGUCCUUUUAAAGGUACUUCAUUCAACUGCAAAUAACGCAGUAUUUCUCACAAACUCACCUUACAAGCAAUUACUUCAUAUACCAGCAUGCGACAGCUUAAAGUGGCAUACUUAAUGCGUUAAACUCACUCGGUGCUCUACUGUUUACAUUGUACGUCAGAUAUUUCUUUCAUGAUCCAUACCUUCCUCCGUGUCUAUGAAACCAACUGGUGAUAGCACUAACAGUCCAGUUAAGCACAGAGUGAAAAGUUGUGUAUUGAGAAUCCAUGUUAAAAUUUACACAAAAAAUAAUGCCGCUUGAUAAUGCGUAAUAAAUGUUUAAUGUAUGUAUUCCUAUUAGCCUAUUCGUUUGUCGUUGUCGUUUUAUUUUUCCUCGAGAGAAAAUAACAGAAUAUCUUACUGGAUCACUUCGUUACUUAGUAAACAUGUUAAGUAAAUACACACAUUAUGUGGAAAAGGCAAAACACUGCUCAUUCACCCAUGGCACUGAUCAGACUGAUUGACACCACUGAUACUGUUUCUAUAAUCCCGAAUAAAUUUACUGUGUGUUCACGCUUCGGUACAUUUUGUUUCAUUCUCCUCCCCGCCAUGUUAUAGUAGGCUGCAGAUUUCCCUUGUGCAUUUCACGCUGCAGGUGCAAUGGCUCGGAGUUACUGAUAGCCCGGCGUCUUCACAAAUCCAUCUCCUUCUGCUCCUUCCUUCCAUCUCCACACGCUGUUUUUCUGCUUACCUUUUACAUUUUGCUGUGCUGCCGUCGUCUAAACUAGGUGUUGCAUCCUGCAGUCUUGCCCGGGUUUGCGGUGCCUCUUAAAGAAACACCCUACACUUUUUUUCUUUCUUUCUUUUUGAUUUCUCAAUGCUUCUCUGAAUGGAUUACGUUUUUCCUAAUCAAAGAGUUAUUCAUUAACCAUUGGGAUUGGGAAAUGGAUGUUUAACAAGCUGCUGAAGGAGAGCGAUAUGCGUUUUAACUCUUUUGUGGCUGAGAAACCCGUUUGAUUGAGUGGAGGAUGUCUUCUCUUCAUGCUCAUGACAAGAAAAGAGGGAGAGAAUGAGAUUAACAAAAAAAUUUACGAUACGAGUUUCUUUAUCACAUCUGGGGGCUGUGUGAGUCAAGCAAGUAAAAUAAAACUGGGGGGGAAAGCGUCCAGGAUGGAUUUACGUGAUUCCAAAGGAUUUACCCUUUGAUUGGGGAUUGAAGAAGAAUUGGCAAAUCCCUUUUUAAUAUAUUUUUUCCUCGGAAGAUUGCAAAGGUGGAGCGAUUAGAAAAGGCUGAUGUUGGACCUAUUAAUCCUGUCUGUGCACCAAAAGCACCAAAACAGCUUAGAAACCUUUGGAUGGAAAUCAAGCGGGUGUUUGGACCUGUUCUUGGUUUUAUAUGAAACUGGUGAUUAAUACUAGUUACCCAUUGGAUUGACUGUAAUACUUGGAAAAAAAAUACUUUUGGGUGACAUCGCAGUGGCUAACAUUUUUUUUUAAUUUUCCAAUAUAAUCAAUCAUUUCCACUUGAAGAGUUUCUGAAUCUAAAUGGAAUUAGUUGAGAUUGAAGCCCCUUGUGAAAGGAACAGACAUGGUACAUGGGCACAGUUUGUUUUACGUUGCUGCAAGUCUCAUCAUACUCGGGUUGUCCGGGGCAACAAAGAAAGAAGCAGUGAAAAACAAUUCAGGAGUCCAGCCAGCAGGUCAAUGUGGGACCUGGGUGAAGGAACCAGAAGGGGGGUUGUUCACCUCUCCAAAUUACCCCAACAAAUACCCCCCAGAGCGAGAGUGCAUUUACAUUAUUGAAGCUGCCCCUAAACAGUGCAUUGAUCUCUACUUUAAUGAGAAGUACUCAAUAGAGCCUUCAUGGGAAUGCAAAUUUGAUCACAUUGAAGUUCGGGACGGGCCAUUCGGCUUCUCUCCAAUCAUCGGACGGUACUGUGGUCAGCAGAGUCCGCCUUAUAUCAGAUCUAGUGGCCGCUAUCUUUGGAUAAAAUUUGUUGCUGACGGUGAAUUGGAGGCUACUGGAUUUUCUGCAACAUACAACUUCACUCCAGAUCCUGACUUUAAAGAUCUGGGAGUCCCGAACCCUCUGCCCUUCUGCGAGUUUGAGAUGGGGGGACCUGAAGGCAUCGUCGAGUCACUGCAAAUCGCGAGGGAUGGCAAGGCCUUGCAAACCGAGGCCGUGGACUGCAGGUGGUACAUCAGGGCCCCCCCACGGUCGAAGAUCUACUUGCGGUUCCUCGAUUACGAGAUGCAGAACUCGAAUGAGUGCAAGCGCAACUUCGUGGCGGUGUACGACGGCAGCGGCUCCGUAGAGGACCUGAAGAGCAAGUUCUGCAGCACGGUGGCCAACGACAUGACGCUGGCAUCAGCGCUGGGCGUGAUCCGCAUGUGGGCCGACGAGGGAAGCCGCAAGACCCGGUUCCGCAUCCUUUUUACCACUUUUCAGGAGCCCCCGUGUGAAGCAGACACUUUUUUCUGCCACAGUAAUAUGUGCAUCAACAACUCUCUGGUGUGCAAUGGGGUGCAGAACUGUGUCUACCCCUGGGAUGAGAAUCACUGCAAAGAGAAGAGGAAAGCUAACAUUCUGGACAACCUCAACAACACGAACGGGACGAUAAUCGGAGUCACCUGUUGUAUCGUGAUUAUCCUACUUAUCGUCUCCGUCAUAGUUCAAAUAAAACAGCCUCGCAAAAAGUACAUAAUCAGGAGAGACGACUUCGACCCGACUAUGUUUCAGGAGGUCUUUGAGCCCCCACACUACGAACUGUGCACGUUGCGCAGCGCCGCAGCCUCCGCCGAGCUGGUGGACCUGGCCGAUGACCUGGAGACCUACCAUAAACUCAGGCGCUCCUCCUCCCGAUGUAUUCACGACCAUCACUGUGGAUCCCAGCUGUCCAGCGUCAAGGGCAGCCGCAGUAACCUCAGCACGCGGGAAGCCACCAUCCUGACGGAGAUCCAGCCGCAGCCGGUCAGACCCCUGAUCCCGCCCACCAAUCGCAGGAGCAUCCUGGUGAUGAAGCACAGCUACUCACAAGACGCCACCGACGGCUGCGACCCGGACGAUGACAUGGAAGAAGUGCCGACCACAAGCCACAGGCUAUCCCGACACGAUAAAGGAGUGCAGCGGUUCUGCCUCAUUGGGUCACUAAGCAAACAUGAAUCCGAGUACAACACAACUAGGGUCUAAGAGACAGUCUCAAGGUAAGGACUCAGUACAUGGACCCAUCCCCCUGUUUUGUCAAAUCAUUGUAAUUCAGUGUAAGUCCACAUAUGCUGCCACACUUGAUUUAUCCUAAAUGUGGGUGCUUCUCACUACUGGCAAAUGGUUUCUGUUUGUGUUGUAAAUUAAUUUCCAUUUCAAUGAUUUGUUUACCAGCCAUAUUUGUUGGUAGGUUUGCAUAUUAUUUCUGUCCUUGUAGUUUUUGCUUGUGUGUCUUGAGUCACUGAAUGUUUGAUUUUUGUUUAUCCAUAUGCAUAAAUUUUAACAUUUGGUAGAUAUUUUCAUCUAAGGAGAACGCCCUUUUUUAUGUUUGCGCUGAUGCAGACGACAGUCAGUUAACAGUAUUUGCUAAUAUUAUGCAUAAAUUCCACGUAACACUUUGUGUCAUGUUAUACUUCAGUCAUCUUUAUUCAUAAUGUAAUCAGUAAUAGUUUUUAAAUUAAUUUUGCUUCCAUGAUCUAAAAUUAAUUGGGUCUGUGAAUAAUACAAUACAAUGAUUAUGAUCUUUUGUAAUCUAUAGGGGCCACUUGCAAUGAGCAGUGUUAGUAUGACUGGCUUAUGUUUGAGAGACAGGUCCCCUUGAGCUAGCCAGCGGGAACCUGAUUUCUCUGGUGAGGGAAUCAAGUGUAUUGCAGCUACAGUGGUAAAAAUAAUUGAAGAUAUUAUUUUGUUCUUCUUCUUCUUAGAAUAAAACCAAAAACAGAAAGAAACAAGACUUCGACCGGUGUCCACUUUUUUCCCCACCCGGCCAUUCAAGCUGAAAUUUUGCAAUGAAGUGCAACAUCUGUUAUAUUCACAUCCUGAGAUCUGACAUAAGCACACAUUUCCUUAGUGCUUUCUCAACAAGGGCAUAAAUUCCAGAAAGUUCACCAUCCCUCUAUUGAGUCUUAGGUAGGGUUGGUGUGCUUCUCAAAUGGAACAAAUUUCAAGUCUCUCCCAGUUGUCUAGAGUUAUAUUUACAUAUUUUGCAGUGGCAGGCCUAUAGCCAGAAAUAAUUUUUGUGGGCGGUCCAGCAGCCUUACUGAUAGACCUCUAGGUAAAUUUUCGCCAACCAAUGGGGGAUCUCCCGUUGUAGAUUUUGCGGACUGGGGUCUCCCAUAAAUUUUGCCAAGCCGCUAAACCAGGGCUGUCAAACUCCAGUCUUGGGGGGGCCGGAGCUCUACACAUUUUGGGUUUCCUCUCAUUUAAUACACCCCAUUCAACUCCUUGUGCUAAUUACCACACAGCUCUUGAGAUGAAUGAUUUGUGGUGGAACAGGAAAAGGUACACACGGCUCUGGUGCUACACAAACCUUCAAGGCUGGGUCAUUUUAUUAUGUGGCUUUGUGUCUGAUCAGUAAAAAUCAUUUUGCGGGGGUUCAAAGCCAUAAUAAUAUGUGGCUAUAUGCUUCUUUAGCAGACACUUUUGUCCAAAGCAACAUUCAAGCAAGGCAAAUAGCACAUUGCAAAUAUAACUGCAGAUAGACUCCUAUUAAUGUCCAGUUCUAGGUACAAGUGUAGGCGGUAUUGCAGCAGGAGCUACACAACAGCCAUUAACAAAGUAAGAACCUAAUACGACAAUAGGACUAAUAUUUAAGGGUCAGAAGUGCAACAUAAGAGUAUUCAAUGAACAUAAAGAGGCAUCAAGUUAGUUGA